AUGAUGGGUAGAAGGGGCGACAAAGAUGACUGUGACAAAGAUGACUGUGACAAAGAUGACUGUGACAAAGAUGGCUGUGACAAAGAUGACUGUGACAAAGAUGGCUGUGACAAAGAUGGCGGUGACAAAGAUGACUGUGACAAAGAUGGCGGUGACAAAGAUGACUGUGACAAAGAUGGCGGUGACAAAGAUGGCUGUGACAAAGAUGACUGUGAGAAAGAUGGCGGUGACAAAGAUGGCUGUGACAAAGAUGGCGGUGACAAAGAUGGCGGUGACAAAGAUCACUGUGAGAAAGAUGGCGGUGACAAAGAUGGCUGUGACAAAGAUGGCGGUGACAAAGAUGGCGGUGACAAAGAUGGCUGUGACAAAGAUCACUGUGAGAAAGAUGGCGGUGACAAAGAUGGCUGUGACAAAGAUGACUGUGACAAAGAUGGCGGUGACAAAGAUGCCUGUGACAAAGAUGACUGUGAGAAAGAUGGCGGUGACAAAGAUGACUGUGACAAAGAUGGCGGUGACAAAGAUGGCUGUGACAAAGAUGACUGUGACAAAGAUGACUGUGACAAAGAUGACUGUGACAAAGAUGGCGGUGACAAAGAUGACUGUGAGAAAGAUGGCGGUGACAAAGAUGGCUGUGACAAAGAUGACUGUGACAAAGAUGGCUGA
Molecule: messenger RNA, 663 nt
Organism: Sander lucioperca (pikeperch)
Lineage: Eukaryota; Metazoa; Chordata; Actinopteri; Perciformes; Percidae
Product: keratin-associated protein 5-4-like
Exons: 2
Coding region: 1-663 (220 amino acids)
Source: RefSeq, a predicted model, not a curated record